CUACUUGAGUGUGUGAGAAAAAACUGACCAGUCCUAAAGAAUGAAUUCUACCACGAUGGACGUGGGAACAUUACUUAGGCGCUCCUUACUGCUGGCUUUACUCGUGUUCACGGUGACCCAGGAGGCACAAGGAUUGCUGUGUUAUUGUGAGCGAUGUGUCAAUCGGACCUGCAACACGACUGGCCUGUGUUUUGCAGUCAUCACCAAGUCUGCCGGACAGAUUGUGAUACAGGAGCGUCAGUGCAUUCAGCAGGAUGAUCUUUAUCCACGGGACAGGCCUUUCCAGUGCGCCCCCUCCAACAACGGCAAGCAUCCGUAUUGCUGCAACACACUCAUGUGCAACGAGAGCCCAAAAGUCAGCCCAGAGUUGCCUGAUACUGAACCUCAGUCUCUGAGUCCCGUAGCCUUGGCCGCAGUGAUUGCCAUCCCCAUCUGCGUGCUGAGCUUCGUGCUGGUGCUGCUCUUCUACAUGUGCCAUAAUCGCUCUAUCAUCCACCAUCGUGUGCCAAGUGAGGAAGACCCUACUAUGGACCACCCGUUCCUCGCUGACGGUACCACGCUGAAGGACCUUAUCUAUGACAUGACCACUUCUGGAUCAGGCUCAGGUUUGCCGCUACUAGUGCAGAGGACCAUUGCCAGGACCAUCAUCCUCCAGGAGAGCAUAGGGAAGGGCCGUUUUGGAGAGGUGUGGAGGGGCCGCUGGCGUGGAGAAGAGGUGGCUGUGAAGAUCUUCUCCUCCAGAGAGGAGCGCUCUUGGUUCCGUGAAGCGGAGAUCUACCAGACUGUCAUGCUUCGGCAUGAGAACAUCCUGGGCUUUAUUGCUGCAGACAACAAAGAUAACGGCACGUGGACUCAGCUGUGGCUGGUUUCUGAUUACCAUGAGCACGGCUCGCUCUUUGACUACCUGAACAGGUACACGGUCACAGUAGAGGGCAUGAUCAAGCUGUCUCUCUCUACCGCCAGCGGUCUGGCUCAUCUGCAUAUGGAGAUUGUGGGCACUCAGGGUAAGCCUGCAAUUGCACAUCGUGAUCUGAAAUCCAAAAAUAUCUUAGUGAAGAAGAAUGGUACCUGUUGCAUCGCUGACCUUGGAUUGGCCGUGCGCCACGACUCAGCCACAGACACAAUUGAUAUUGCACCCAACCACAGAGUGGGCACUAAAAGGUAUAUGGCCCCUGAGGUGCUGGAUGACUCCAUUAACAUGAAGCACUUUGAGUCUUUUAAAAGAGCAGACAUCUAUGCCUUGGGUCUGGUGUUCUGGGAAAUUGCUCGCAGGUGUUCAAUUGGAGGCAUACACGAGGACUACCAGCUCCCCUACUAUGACCUUGUACCGUCUGAUCCGUCAAUAGAGGACAUGAAGCGGGUAGUGUGUGACCAAAAGCUUCGAGCCAACAUCCCUAACAGGUGGCAGAGCUGCGAGGCCCUGCGUGUGAUGGCAAAGAUCAUGAGGGAAUGCUGGUAUGCCAACGGAGGCGCUCGUCUCACAGCGCUGCGUGAAGAAGUCUCUAUCCCAGCUCAGUCAACAAGAGGGCAUCAAAAUCUAGAGCAACUUUCAUCAUCUUUAAACUGCCUGUCCACUCCCUGCACUCAUCUAGAGAGGACAGCGAGGGACCUACAUUCGGUGUGGAGGUUUACUUCAAUCGAGGGACCAGAAACAAUUAGUGCUGUUCCCCGUUACCCAUGAAAAGAUACCUCCUCAUCAUGCAAGACCACCACGGACAAACUCUACCAGCCAUGCUUCAUCUGGUGAGUCACCAAACAACAACCAUCACAGAUUGGCAUUCGGUGUCAUUGAUGUGCUUUGCAAACUGGACUUGAGCCUUUAGAUACUUAUUUCUGUAAAUAGCCUGUUGUCUUUAGAUGUACAUAUCUGACCUGUUUGUGUGUAUUUGUAUGCUCAUAUAUUCACAUGUAGAUGAACACAGAAAGAAACACUGUGCAUAUUGACAUGCUGAAGUGUUUGUCCCAGGAAGUGCCACUGCUCUGAAACAGUCCAUGUUUGGUAAAACGGAUCUUUUGUAGGUAUCAGUUUACAGCGGACGUCAGAUUUACACCAAGCAGUUGUUUGCAAACAACUCAUCAGUUGAAGAAAACAUUCAAAGCAACAAGGAUCAUAUUCUGCUGAUUGCUGUAGCAGUGACUGCAAAGACUCGCCUGAUUAUGUGGAAGUGGAUUCGUAAUGUGGCUCGCGACUUCGCAUACUCUCUUUCCAGAGACCGAGAGCAAGCGAGGGCAGCACAUUCAAUCAUACAGCUUAUUAGAAGCAGCCCCCGGUGCUGCCUGAAGCAACUAGUCCUUAAAGAAUCAGCCAGAAAACUAGGUUAGUCGUUAAAAGCCAUUUGUACAAAGGCCAACUUAGCUACAGCACAUCUGCAUUAAUGUAAUAGGACGCGUAUGUUUGUAUGCACAUUUGAAAGGAUGGUGCUGUCGUGAUGAAGAUGUGAUUAUUUUUUUCUGUAGUACAUAAUUUACGGUUUCCAUUCAUGCACCUUAAAGCUAUAAGGGAUAGUAUACCCAAAAAUGAAAUGUAAGAUAUUUUUGAUGAAAUCCGAGAGCUUUCUGACCAUGCAUAGACAACUGAUACAUUCAAGGCCCCGAAAGAUAGUAAGGACAUCGUUAAAAUAGUCCAUUUGACAUCAGUGGUUCAACCUUAAUUUUAUGAAGCUAUGAGAAUACUUAAUAAAAAAUAAAAAUAACGACUUUAUUCAACAAUUUCUUCCACAAAUCACAUAAAUACAAAACAAAAGAAAACAAAAAUGACUUAAUUCGAUAAUUUCUUCUCAUUCGUGUCUGUCUUUGAUGAACGUUCACAAAAGUAGCAUGCGUCGUGGUACUCUCAUGCUUGUGCGUAGAAGAAAAUAAAAAUAAUGACUUUAUUAAACAAUUUUUUCUCUUCCCUGUUAAUGAUCGAAACACGUUUACGGCAGUAGCACUCAUGCUUUGUGGUACUCUCGUAAACAAAAAUCACAAAAACACAAAACAAAAGAAAACAAAAAUGACUUUGAUAAUUUCUUCUCUUUCAUGUCAGUCUUUGACAUGCGUUCACUUCACGAGAGUAGCAUGCGUUGUGUUGCUCUUGUGAACGUGCGUUGAAGAAAGUAAAAAUAACAACUUUAACUAUUUCUUCUCAUCCCUGAAAGUCAUCGACACACAUUUACGGCAGUAGCACGCAUGCAUCCUGGAACUCCCGUAAACAAAAAUCACCAAAAUACAAAACAAAAGAAAACAAAAAUAACGACUUUAUUCUCUAAUUUCUUCUCAUGUCAGUCUUUGACGCGCGAUCACGAAAGUAAUAUGCGUCGUGGUACUCUCAUGAAUGUGCGUCAAAGAAAAUAAAAAUAAUUACUUUAUUCAAUAAUUUCUCCUCUUCCCUGUCGGUCAUCGACACAUUUACAGCAGUAGUACUCUUGUAAACAAAAAUCACAAAAAUGCAAAACAAAAGAAAACAAAAAUAAUGACUUUAUUCGAAAGCUUCUUCACUUUCGGGUGAAAGUGAAGAAUAGCAUACGUCGUAGUGUUCACAAGAAUAGCAUGCGUCGUAGUAUUCUCAUAAACACACAUCGAAGAAAAUAAAAUGACUUAUUCAACAAUUUCUUCUCUUCCUCGUCAGUCAUCGACACACGUUUAUGGCAGUAGCAUGCAUGCGUAGUAGUACUCUCGUAAAACCAAAAAUCACAAAAAUACCAAACAAAAGAAAGCAAAAAUAAUGACUUCAUUCGCUAAUUUCUUCUCUUUCGUGUCAGUCUUUGACGCACGUUCACAAGAGUAGCAUGCGUCGUAGUAUUCUCGAAAACACGUAGAAGAAAAUAAAUAUAACAAAUUUAUUCAACAAUUUCUUCUCUUCCUUGUCAGUCAUCGGCACACGUUUACGGCAGUAGCAUGCAUGCUUCAUGGUACUCUCGUAAACAAAAAUACAAAACAAAACAAAACAAAAAUAACGACUUUAUUCGAUAGCUCCUUCUCUUUCGUAUCAGUCUUUGACGUGCAUUCACAAGAGUAGCAUGUGUCGUGGUACUCUCGUGAACGCGCGUCGAAGAAAAUAAAAUAACUUUAUUCAACAAUUUCUUCUCUUCCUUGUCAGUAGUCAGCACACGUUUACGGCAGUAGUACGCAUGCGUGAUAGUACUCUCAUAAACAAAAAUCACAAAAAUACCAAACUAAAGAAAACAAAAAUAACGACUUUAUUCGCUAAUUUCUUCUCUUGUCAGUCUUUGACGCCCGUUCACGAGAGUGAUGUGCAUCGUGGUGCUCUCGUGAAUGCACGUCAAAGAAACUAAAAAAUAAUUUCUUUAUUCAACAAUUUCUCUUCUUCCCCCAUCGACACACGUUUAUGGCAGUAGCACGCAUGUGUCGUGGUACUCUCAUAAACAAAAAUAAAAAACAAAAAUAACUUCAUUCGAUAAUUUCUUCUUUAUCGUGUCAGUCUUUGACGCGCAUUCGCGAGAGUAGCACGCGUCGUGGUACUCUCAUCGGAAGAGAAGAAAUUGUUAAAAAAAAAAAGUCAUUGUUUUCUUUGCGCACGAAAAGUAUUCUCAUAGCUUUGUAAAAUUAAGGUUGAACCACCGAUGUCAAAUGGACUCAUUUUUGACUUUAAUACCUUUCUGGUGCUUGAAUGUGGUAGUUGUGUUGCUGUCUGUGCAAGGUCAGAAAGCUCUUGGAUUUCAUGAAAAUAUCUUAAUUUGUAUUCCGAAGAUCAACAAAAGUCUUACAGGUUUGGAACGACAUUAAGGUGAGUAAUUAAUGACCGAAUUUUCAUUUUUGGGUCAACUAUCUCUUCAAGAAAACAUGGACACAUGUAGCUCAAAAAAAGAUGCUAACUAUGACCUGUCUAUUGUAGUUUUGCUCUGUGCUUACAGUCUGUGCAUGUUCCUCGGGUUGAAUUAUCCAGUUUUGCUGUUUUUAUGGAGAGUAAAAGACACCAUAUUGAUUGUGACCUCAUGCGUAUAGUCGAACAACAGUCUUUGAGCCGCAAUCUCGUGGAUGUAUCGUGUAACUCUCUGUGCGUCUGUAUUUGGUCAAGCUAAGCAAUAAGCGCUCCUUUGAUUACUGAUUUUUUAUAGCUGGAGUAAGAGCGCUAAGAGUCAAUGAAUGUGCUGUAUGUCCCUUAAUCACACUCUUUCUGUGAUCUCAUAACUUUUAGACAUUUUUGAGAAAUCUGUCUUUCUUUGGACAGCCAAAUGUAAAACCGAAAGCAUCUUCUAAGAUGUUUUUAACAGUCAAGUCAGGUGGAAAUCUCUGUACCAAAGAUACUCUUUGAAGAUGAGGAUGUGAAGAUGUGAAACAGGCUGCUUUAAAGGGAUCGUUCACCCAGAAAUGAAAAUCGUCAUCAAUUACUCACCCUCAUGUCAUUUCAAACUAAUAAGACUUUGGUUCAUCUUUGAAACACAAAUCAGUGCAAUCCAAGAGAUUUCAGUACAUCAUUUAAAAGUCCAUGUAACUAGAAGUUUGACACUUUAAAAAGUUCAUAACGAGACUGUAAAAGAAAUCUGUAUAAAUCGAGCUGUUCUUCAUUUAAAGCGAUUGGGUCUUUACAGAAGACUUGAAUGAAUUCGCUUACAAUGUCUAAAUGCUUUGUGAAGCAUCAAAGUUAUUAACUUUCAGUGGACUAACUGGAAUUUCAUUUCUUUUGUGGUUCAAAGAUUAACCAAAGUCAAACAGGUUUGAAAUGAGGAACUGAUGACAUCAAUCUGGAUUUCUGUUAUAAACGCAUGCCAACAAUCACCAGCAGCCUUCAGUAUGUUCCAGUCAAAGUCUAGACCUCAUUAGAUACCCACAACCUCGCCAGCUCAGAUAUUUUCUAAAGAUUCAGUUUUCAUAGUUUUUUUUUUUCAA
Messenger RNA from Labeo rohita (rohu), 5829 nucleotides. RefSeq names its product transforming growth factor, beta receptor 1 a (gene tgfbr1a). Bases 41 to 1681 code for a protein of 546 amino acids. Gene Ontology annotation, biological process: protein phosphorylation; activin receptor signaling pathway; cellular response to growth factor stimulus. The record is from RefSeq and is a predicted model, not a curated record. The transcript is spliced from 9 exons. Gene Ontology annotation, cellular component: activin receptor complex; plasma membrane. Gene Ontology annotation, molecular function: SMAD binding; activin receptor activity, type I; ATP binding. Lineage: Eukaryota; Metazoa; Chordata; Actinopteri; Cypriniformes; Cyprinidae.